CAUGAGUUGGAAAAUAUGGUUGUAUGGUCAACACGUGUGGGCACGUUAGCUUGUUUAGAGAAUAUUGUUUUAUGGCAGACAGUUAGCAUGUGUUAGGAAUGAUUUAGACAACUAGCUUAUCUUUAUCUCCAUACUUUUAUGGAGCACUUUCACUUUGUAAUGUGUAUAUAUAUUGACCUCCCCAUUUGGAGGAAUAUUGAAAUAAAACUACUCUGCAUCUGACAUGGUAUCAGAGCGUUAAGCUCUUGAGACCUGAACUGAUCUAUCCUAGCUUUCCAUACCAUUUUGUUUUCCGCUGCUAUUACUCAUAUCCAGACCCAGAAAAGAUUACCACUGCCAACUGAAUAUCUAAACUAUCCAACUGCCCACUGCAUAUCUAAACUCUCCCACUACCCACUGCCAGAACUGCUCUAUAGCUUGCUGCUACCGUCUAACUGAUCCAAUCCUCUUCUCUUUACCAAACUCUUUCUCUCCGUCUCUUUUUUCUACAUUCCCAUAACUUUAUAUUAUCUUAUUUUAUCUUUUCCACAUUCCCACAUGCCCAUCAUUCUUUACUUUUCUCUUUCCCAUAAACUAUAUUAACCUUUUUCUCCUUUUCCCAUAAUUUUUUAUCUUUCUAUUUCCCAUCCGAGACAACCUUGUCUCCCUUUUCAAACCAAAGUUUUUUGAAUAAUAUUCUUUAUUCAUUUACCUAUGGCUGGUGAUAAAUUUGAAAACUUCCAAAUUGCUCCUGAGAAAUUGACUGGAAGAGUCAAUUAUGAUUCCUGGGCUCAUGCUGCUCGCAUGACCAUAGCCAGCAAGAAGAAGCUCGGCUAUAUUACUGGUACCAAGAAAGCUCCUAAACAGGAAGAUGUUGAUGCCUAUGAAGAUUGGGAAGAAGAAAAUUGUACUGUUCAAACAUGGCUUCUCAAUGCCAUGGAAAAACAUGUCCGUGCUCUGUUCGAUCGUCUUGCUACUGCCAAAGCAAUCUGGAAUGCUGUAGAGAAAACUUAUUCUGUGGGUAAUAACUCCUCAAAGAUUUAUGAGUUGACCAAGAGAUCUGUCAACACCGUGCAAGCAGGACGCACCCUGGAGGCUUAUUAUGAGGAAUUGCAAAUCAUUUGGCAAGAACUUGAUUCUAUCAAUCCACCUCAAAUCAAGAAUGAAAUUGAUCUCUGCACUCAUUUGGUAACUGUCACAAAUUUCCGUGUAUAUAUCUUCUUGGCAGGGCUGGAUUCACAUCUUGAUGCAGCCCGUGCAUAUGUGCUCCGCUCUGAUCCUCUUCCUGAUGUCUUAGAAACUUAUGCUAUGAUUUGUGAAGAAGAUGUCCGACUAAAAACCAUGUGGAGUGAAGAGAAGACUAGUGGAAGUGCCAUGGCUGCACGCAAGGGAUUCCAAGGACCAGAUCGUGAUCGUACUUCUUUUGCACACCCUCCUAAACCAGCCUUUGCUUCAAAACCAGUCAUUGAGAGAUCCUCUGCACCGUUACAGUCCUCUGUCAAGCACAAUGGAUCAUCUCCUACUAAAGAUGAGCACAAAUGUACUUAUUGUGGUAAAAACCAUACUAUUGAUAAGUGUUGGAAACUUCAUGGACGACCUGCAUGGGCUGAUGAUUUGAUUGCCCAGAAACAUAGAAGCAGUGCUGCUCAUGUCACCACUCAAACCACUGGGGAUGAAUCAGGUGAUGUAACCACUAAGGAGGCCAAGCAAGGAUCUUCACACUCAGGAGGAGGUGGGUCGUGGUUUUAGGAGAGGGGAUUUAUGGUACUUUCAUGGUUCAAA
This is a messenger RNA of Prunus avium (sweet cherry), 1761 nucleotides long. The record is from RefSeq and is a predicted model, not a curated record. Lineage: Eukaryota; Viridiplantae; Streptophyta; Magnoliopsida; Rosales; Rosaceae.